AUGUCGGAGGUCCGUCAGGAUAUCGGAGCAAAUCCGGGGUCUCCGAAUGUUCCGACUCGGGACCGAGGUUCCGGGAUGGGAGUAGCCAAGGUUCGGUGUGCCGCAACCCGACCGGAGCUGAGACAGCCAGGAGGGAAGAUGGUGAAACAAGACGGCCAGACAAGAUACUACAAACACAUCACAAUCUUCCCCGAUGCACUAGUAACGGCCAAUCACCGGCGGCUGAUAGAUGGCACGAUAAUUGAUGCAUACAUUGAGAUGCUGAAAGACCUCACUGACAAAAACCUGCGGGACCUGCUCAGUACCACCCGACCCCAAGUGAUCAUGUUUCCUACCCAGUGUGAGGGAAUGCGACAUCAUUUGGCAGUUCGCCUAUUGGAUCGCUGCCACUGGCUUCUUGGUGUUGUGAACUUUGAAGAGCAAGAGCUGCGCUAUCUUGACAGCAAACCCAUCCCCGAAACCUCCAAUAUAAACUGCCAUGGCCCAUGUUGGGUUUUUACAAUACUCCAACAACUGGUUGACGCUGUCUGGUCGUUCACUCACCCUGAUGGUCAGCAUGGGUUCAACUGGUUCAAUUGGACCACGAAAGUAGUCACUUCCCUAGAUGGAGGAACGACAACGGAAUGGGUAUGA
Messenger RNA from Cantharellus anzutake, 633 nucleotides. RefSeq lists its product as uncharacterized. The record is from RefSeq and is a predicted model, not a curated record. The transcript has 5 exons. The coding region runs from base 1 to 633 and encodes 210 amino acids. Lineage: Eukaryota; Fungi; Basidiomycota; Agaricomycetes; Cantharellales; Hydnaceae.